Molecule: messenger RNA, 1658 nt
Organism: Solea senegalensis (Senegalese sole)
Lineage: Eukaryota; Metazoa; Chordata; Actinopteri; Pleuronectiformes; Soleidae
Gene: ndufaf1
Product: NADH:ubiquinone oxidoreductase complex assembly factor 1
Exons: 5
Coding region: 249-1163 (304 amino acids)
Biological process (GO): mitochondrial electron transport, NADH to ubiquinone; mitochondrial respiratory chain complex I assembly
Cellular component (GO): mitochondrion
Source: RefSeq, a predicted model, not a curated record
UCAGCACGAGCUUCACUGUGAAACUGCCUGUGUGUGAAUGUUUGCUGAACGCAGCACAGGUGUUUCAGCUAAGCUUCCUGUGCGAGGACAACCUUGGAUUUGUGUUCAGAAGCAGAUUAUUUAUUAUUAGUUUGUUGUUUGCGACAGCGCUAUAAAUAGUUGUCUCCAUGUUGUAGUGACGCUGAAAGAAAAGCCGCGCAGCUGAGAACAAUAUAACCGGACAGUGAAUUGUCCAGAUCGACGCUGAAAUGUCCCUGACAAAGAUCACACGUCUUCCUUCAGCGAGGCUGCUGAGCUCCAUCAUACAGCAACAGCAGCUGUUUCUCCUUCCGCCCAUCACUCCUGUAAUGACUGUGUCCAAAAGAUCCAUGCUCCAGGGUGAAUACCGGCGUCCCGGACAGCCCAAAGAGGACAAGUUUCCAUGGGAAAAGAUAAAGUUUGACUUCGCAAAGGGUUUGGAGGGAAUAAAGAAGCACUUCACGCUGCUGAAAACAGAGUGUUUUGAGCGCUUUGUCGGUCCAGAGGGCAGACCACUCACUGUGCACAUACUGGAGCAGAACAGGGUCAUAUGGGAGUUCAGAGGUCCAGAGAGCCUGGAGCAGUGGACUGUGUCCUCAGACCGUGAGAUUGGAGGACAAAGUGAAGUUUACCUGAAGCUUGGAAAAAAUAACACGUGUUUCCUGUACGGGACCCUUAGCUCGACUCCUCCGAGGGACGGGGAGACACGUUACAGUGGCUACUGCACCAUGCGCUCAAAACAACUACUGGCCUCAUUUGACAGGAAGAAGCACCACGACUGGACCAGCUUCAACUGCCUGCACCUGCGGGUACGAGGUGACGGUCGUCCUUGGAUGAUCAACAUCGCUGGCGAAAAUUAUUUCUCCUACCGUAAAGACGACAUAUACAACUACUUCCUGCACACCAGAGGAGGACCCUACUGGCAAGACGUCAAGAUACCCUUCUCCAAGUUCUUCCUCACAAAUCGUGGGAGGAUUCUAGACGAUCAGUAUUAUCUCUGGCUGGACAAGAUCAACACUAUUGGAUUUACCCUGGGAGAUAAAACAGAUGGUCCGUUCCAGCUAGAGAUCGAUUUCAUUGGUGUCUGUAAAGAUCACGCUCACACUGAAGAGUUUGCCUACGAGAUGAACAAGAAGAAUCCUUAAGUUUGACCUAAACUGUAGCACUCUCUGAAAAAUGUUCCACCACCCUUCAUCACUGUCAAUAACUACUGGUCAUGUUUCUUUCUUUUUUAAAUUAGUCUGUUAAUAUCCAAUUAUAUGGUGUAGGAUUUUGAUUUGGGUCGGGAGACAACAUUAUAGGAAGUGAAAAAAAUUUCUGUAUCCAUGCCCUUAAUCGCACCUGCUCCAAAAUAGGUUCUUUCUUGACACAUACGAGCAAGUUCCAAGAAUACUUACAUCCUUUUUUUAAUGUAAUACGUACCAUUUAAGAAAUAUCACUGAAAACAGAACUUUUCUCAAAUUCUGACAGAAAAUCACAUAUUAAAACACUGACUACAAUUUGAAAAACAAAUUUAUUUUGAGAAUCUUUUGCGUCUAUACAGGUCUUUCAGUAAAAAAAAUUAAGAACACUGCAUUUGAAAAGCAGUAAAGCAGGACAUUACUCGUCAACACUGGGGGUUUAUUAAAUAAAUUAAUUUA